This is a messenger RNA of Acanthosepion pharaonis, 2304 nucleotides long. NCBI's taxonomy places the organism in Eukaryota, Metazoa, Mollusca, Cephalopoda, Sepiida, Sepiidae. The record is from the annotation of a GenBank genome assembly.
AUGUCUCAGUCAAUUUUGGAAGAAGGAAACAAAUUCCUUUUAGCAGAAAACUACAAAGCCGCAUUGUCCAGCUACAAUGUAGUGCUUUCAUCAAAACCAGACGCUGAAACCCAGAUUCAGUCCCUCCAGAAAAGAUCCCAGUGUUAUCUUGCCCUUGGAGACAUCGACCAUGCUAUUGAGGAUGCGUUAGAAGUGAUCAAAUCUAAUCCCGAUAUCACGGACGGUUACACGCUUCAUGGUAAGGCGUUAACGAAAGCAAACCGUUUUGAAGAUGCGCUUAUGGCCUUCCGUAAAGGCUUAGAGAUAGAUCCUAACGACAAGGUCAUUACAGAGAAUCUGCGGGAGAUGCAGAAGGCCAUCGUUAGUUCGUACGAGAAAAAAGAGAAAGGUAAAGAUAUGAGUUACAACGCUGUUAAUCUGUGUUCACAAGAGCCUUAUCCUGGGGAUGACGAACUGGCCGAGUACGAGCGUGAAAUAAUUGAAUUGAAAGGUUACAAUAAAUUACCGAGCGUCUAUUGUGGCAUGCCCGACCCAGAGUUGGCGCUUAAGUACCUUCAGUUGGCGAGGAAAGAAAACAAAGCAGGAAACUUAACUACGGCACUUAAAUCCUACGAAAUCUCGCUUGAAAAGGAUCCCUUAAAUUUUGACACGUGGACAGAGAAAGCAGCGAUAUUACAGAAGCUGGAAAGACAUGGAGAUGCUUUUCAAUGUGUUUCAGCCGUCCCAGCAGAAUGCCGAAGCGCCGAUAUUUGGAAACUUGGAGGUUCCAUCUUGUCUGAUCUUGAUCUUCCGGUGACAUCAGAAACUUGGUUACGUCGGGCGACUCAACUUAGCCAGCGUAAAGAUAUAGAGGCGGCUACUCUAUUCCAGAAAGUUCGCGUGCAUCGCUUGUAUGACCCUUUGACCAAGGGAACCAAAGUGCGCAUCGAUUUUACCGAAUAUGGACGCGCAGUCGUCGCUAAAGAAGAUGUUAAAGCCGGUGAUAUUAUAUUCACUGAUCAGCCGACUGUGUUUGCCCAGUUGUUACAGAAUAUGAAUGUCUUGGCUUGUCCAAACUGCGCCAAAUCUCUCAUGUCACCACAAGACUACUUUGGAGCUCCUGUUAUAAAAAAGAACAAAAAUUUGAAAGCUGCGGUCGACAAAUACUGGCCCCGGUUGAGUCGGGUUCCUUGUACUGGUUGCAAUGAAGAGACUUACUGUUCGGAGCAAUGUCGUGAAGAGGCAUGGAAUAACUACCAUGAACCAUUAUGCCCAUCCAUCAACAGCAAAGUCCACUUAUUGUACGACUUGUGCAAAAAGAUUCGAGAAACCUCAAACAGCGACCAGUCUCUCUGGUGUGGCAGCUUCAGUCCGGUUAUGAUGGCGCGUAUAUGGGCGUCGAUUGCUUGUCAUGCAAAACGAUUGGCUAAAGAAAGUGGUCAUACUGUACCCACACAAGCACAAUGGGCAUUAGCGAAAACACCCUACAGACGAUUCAUAGCUUAUGGUGUGCCGGGUAUGGGCAAGUCAUACGCUGGUAUCUAUCAAGUGAUGCGUGAUAUCUUCAACGCGGCCCCUGAAGGAAUGAGCUGUGACAUAUCUUUAAGAGAUUUUGAGGGUCGCUAUUUCCAGUUAGCCUGUAAUGUCCAGUGCUUCUCGGAUGGUUGCAACCCACUGCAUUGUUUCCUGAAAUCCAUCGCUGACAAACAGCAGUAUGCUCACCUUUCGAACCUGGUCGACCCGGACAACGUACCUGAAGCUAACUUUGCCGGUGUCUUUCCUGUCCAGGCUUGUUUCAACCACAGCUGUGCUAAUACGGCUGAAGUCAUGGAUGGCGUGUGUAACGGUCGACCAGGUAUUCAAGUUCGUGCCCGUAUGGACGUGAAGGCCGGUAACGAAAUUUUCACUACUUAUAUCGACACGUCAAUUUUGAAGCGAGAGAGAAGGGCGUUGCUGUUCCGGGGUUAUAACUUCUGGUGCAAUUGUUUGCGUUGUCAAUACGAAGGAGAAGGCCCCGAGAUAUGUGCCAACUGUGAGACGAAAGCUCCUGAAGGGAAGCAUGCCAAAAGAUCUCCUGGAAAGCCGGACACAAGAUUAUUUGCACAAAAUUCGAUAUCGGCAUCAAAUCAAGGCCUACCGUGUGAUGUUUGGCUGUAUCGAUUGGGAUCUUUCCCAGAUUUUUCUGAAAUUCCCUUCUUCGAACCUUCCGGUCAAAAAGAACUCCAUUCUUUUUCCUUUUCUUUCUUUCUUUUUCUUUCUUUCUCUUUCCGUCUCUCUCUCUUUUUCUCUCUCUCUUUUUCUCUCGCUCAUUUUCCCUGCUUCUAA